AUGAGAGAGAAGGGCAAAGGCAUUAUUUCAGAUAGACAUGAAAGUAUUGCGAAAGCAGCAAAUACAAACUUCCCCAACCUCAUGCAUGGAGUUUGUUGCUACCACUUGCUAAAGAAUAUCAAGACCAAGUUCAAAAAAGGUGGAGAUGAACUCAGAAAUGCAUUCAAUGGUGCUUCCAAAGCUUACAAUGCUGCUGAAUAUGAAAAAAAUAUGAGAGAUUUAGACAAUAUUCAUAGCGGCAUAAGAGACUAUCUGGUAAACGAAGUUGGAAACACACUCAAAGAAGUAAGAGAGUUACCAAUAGCAACUUUACUAGAAUGUCUUCACUCUUUGGUCCAAAAAUGGUAUUGGGACAACAAAAAUAGAGCAUUGUCUACAUUCACAUACUUGGCACAAAAACCAGAGAAAAGUCUACGAAAAGAGCGAGAUAUGAGCUUAAAGUACAAGGUGGAAACAUCAAACCUGAUUGUAUACAAAGUACAUGAUUGUACCGACUCAUACAUAGUAAACCUGGAAAAAAAAACAUGCAGCUGUCAGAAAUUUGAAUAUGAUGAAAUGCCUUGCUCACAUGCAAUGGCUGUGUUAACCAAAAGGAAUCUAUCAUGCUACAGCUACUGCUCUUACUACUACACAAAAAAGGCUUUUUUGUCAACAUAUGAAGAUAAUAUCUUCCCACUAGCAGAUUCUACAACUUGGGAUAUACCGGAUCAUAUAAAAGAUAUGAUUGUUCUACCCCCAACACACAAGAGGCCAGCAGGGCGGCCAAAAAAACAAAGGUACAAAGGUGUGCUGGAAACAAAAACACAGGUCAAAUGUGGAUCAUGCAACCAAAAAGGACACAACAAAAGAUCGUGCAAAAAUGAACCAGUUCCAAAGCCAACCCGAAAGAGAAAGAACAUCAGUACUUAA
This is a messenger RNA of Cannabis sativa, 909 nucleotides long. RefSeq lists its product as uncharacterized. Bases 1 to 909 code for a protein of 302 amino acids. The transcript has 3 exons. Lineage: Eukaryota; Viridiplantae; Streptophyta; Magnoliopsida; Rosales; Cannabaceae. The record is from RefSeq and is a predicted model, not a curated record. Gene Ontology annotation, molecular function: zinc ion binding.